This is a messenger RNA of Saprolegnia parasitica CBS 223.65, 2400 nucleotides long. RefSeq lists its product as hypothetical. NCBI's taxonomy places the organism in Eukaryota, Oomycota, Saprolegniomycetes, Saprolegniales, Saprolegniaceae. The transcript has 12 exons. Bases 1 to 2400 code for a protein of 799 amino acids. Gene Ontology annotation, molecular function: calcium ion binding. The record is from RefSeq and is a predicted model, not a curated record.
AUGGCGACGUCGCCGACCAAGCCGGCCGGCGGCAGCGAGAAGCCGACCGAGAAGCCACCAGAGAAACCCAAGCUUGUACAGUCGACGACGCCGGCGUUGGAUGUCGAGACACACCCGUUGCUCGCGAACCUCAAGCUCGACGGAAAGGAGACCGGCGCCUACAUGCUCUGCAAGUUUGCAGACGACGUGCUCGGGCACCGCGCACGCCAGAUCUUUCGCGAGAAAGCGUCGUCAAUCAAGGGUGAAAACGGAAUCUACUACUACCUCAAGGACCUCUUCAAGACCUUCUCAAUGGACGAACUGCCAUCGUCGGCCAAACCCGCCAAGUCGAUGCGCUCCCUCAUGGCACCCAAGCCGCCACCGCGAACCGCGGCUGAUUACUUCCUCGAGGAGCACCAGUUCCGGAAGCUCAUGGCGAGCGACCCGGCGUUCGAGUGUCUGGUAGCGCAGGAAGACACGUCGAUCCUCUUUCAGCGCAUACUCAACAGCGCGAGCCGCACCAAAGUGUCGCUCUUGGACUUUCUCGAGUUCUGCCUCUUGAACCGCGUGCAACUGCUCGUGCUCCUCUGCAAGUACUGGCACGCACUUCGGAAACUCAAGCUCUCGGAUAACGAGCUCCUCGAGAUGUACCGCCGCAUGACCGAUAUCCACAACGACAGCUGCUUGGCGCCAAAUUUGUUUGGGAAUGCGAUCGGGCGCGAGUUUGACAUCGUGCUCACGACGGGGGAAAUCGAUGUGCUUUUGCACCUCUUGGACUACGACAACGAUGGCGUUGUCAAGCCCACGGACUUUGAAAUGUUUUACAAGGAUACGGAUCGCUUUCACUCGCCGACAUUUGAAGAGCUGCCUGCGAUCUCCGACCUGCGGUACUCAACGUCGGACGAAGAGGCGGCCGAGUUCAAGCGCGAAGGCUACGAGGUCUACCCGCGCAACGUUUGGACAUCGCACUCGAAUGGUCAUUUGUACUUUUGGACCAAGCGCGACCCCACCAAAGUCCCGAUUGAAGCGAUUGCGUACUCGGCGUCGAACCAGGACAAGGACCUCAUGGGCCGAGGCUACGUCUGCUUCAAUGGCGCCAAGCCUUUCUACCGCAAGUUUAUGUACCUCAAGUUUGCGCCGUGUAAACCAACGGGCGCGCAUCAAACCCCGGCACUGGUCGACUUGUGCGUCACGGGGGUAGGACAUCUCGUGGACGACCAAUCGGCGACGCUGUGGAUGCCUCCAUGCCGCGGCUUCAAGCGCAUCGAGGGCUCGCUCGACCAAAAGAUUACAAAGCGCGGGGUCUUUUUGUGGACCCGGUACGACUUGUCCGACGUCGUUGUGCACGCACCGGUGCUGUCACCGACGACAGGCGCCGCGACGAGUGCGAUUCCGAUCGAAGAGAUCGACGCCCUCGAGCACCAGAUCCGCACCACUGUGCGCCGGCGUUGUCCCACGGACGCCGACGGCGUCUUGAAUUUUCUCAAGCUCUUUCAAGCCUUUGACGUCAAGAACCGCAAGUACUUGACGAUCGCCAAGGUGAAAGCCGGUCUCGUCGGUCUUGGUUGCCGGCUCGACCCCAAGCGGUUCCAAGAGGUCUGGAAACGCAUCGACAUUGAGGGCAAAAAGAAAAUCGACUACGACACUCUGCUGCUCUUUGUGCUCUGGACCGACACGGAUGUCGACGCGAUCGCAGAGCGGCUGCAGCGAUCGCUCACGAGCGCAUCCUCCAACUACCGCGUCGUCUUUACCGCGCACAACGCGAUUGGCGACGGUCGGUGGGCACGUGGGGACUUCUUGCGCCUCUUGAGCGCCCAACAAAUUCUCGUCGCGCCAGAAGAACUCGCCAAGAUCAUGGCGCGCUUCGACGUCAACAAGGACGGCGUUGUCGACUAUGCAGACUUUCUCAAAUUUGUCACUGGCGUUUGCGACAUCCAGGCGCGGCAGGCCGCACGCAUCGCCCAAGCCGCGAGCGUUCUCCAAGGCUGGGCGAUCGAGCAUCAAAACACCAAGCUCGUCAAAGAUGGCAACAUCGACUCGAGCGCGUCGUGGAAGCGCAUCAAGUCACAUGACAAUAUCCUCCGCGUACCCAUGAUUGACAAGAUUUUACGCCAGCACAAGGUGCGGCUGAGCCCGCUCGAGCUCCGCCAGCUAUGCAUUGUCAUCUCGCCCAACCCGCCCCCUGGCGCUGUGCCUGGCCAGAUCACGCAGGCUGCGUACCAUGCCUUUGUCAACCACAAUCCAAAGAAAAUCUCGUCGCUGCUGCUGGCGGGCAAGAAGCUCGUGGGGCCGCACCCGACGACAGACAUUGACCCGGUCUACAACCGCCUCAACAGUCUCGGGACAGGGUCUGCGUCGCUGCCCGCGUUGCACAACCAUCUCUCGGAGCUCGCGGACCGAAGCAAGCAUCCCGUGCAUUGA